Messenger RNA from Blumeria graminis f. sp. triticale, 789 nucleotides. The record is from the annotation of a GenBank genome assembly. Lineage: Eukaryota; Fungi; Ascomycota; Leotiomycetes; Helotiales; Erysiphaceae.
AUGAACUCAUACCAUAAUUUAACCACUGCUAUGAAAUCAAGGGGUAGCUUAGGACUGACUAUGAACUUCUGUCGCUGUAUAAACUCGGGAACCAAGAUUUCGCAUGCAAGAAAGCCGAACCAACACCGCUCAUACAAAGUGUCUUCUCCAGCAGAAUUUAUAUUGCACGAACCGAAGGAGUUACUGGCAUCCAGCAUUACAAAAUUCUUGCCGCCUAGGUCUGGUUUCAGGGGGCUAGUAGAAUCUCUCUCUACGACUCUUAAAACUACCAACCCUCCAUCUAUCUCUAGGCUUCGUGCGCUACUCCAGGCAUACAAUUCAGAUUCACUCGAGUGGUCCAAAUUUGCGCAAGCAGAUGCAACUAAACAAUAUACUAGAAAUCUAGUUUACGAAGUACCCAAUUUAUUCAAUUUGCUCCUACUUGUUUGGACGCCGGGUAAGGCGAGCCCGAUCCAUGAUCAUACUGAUUCUCACUGCCUUAUGAAGAUACUUAAAGGUAAUUUGCGGGAAAGAAGAUAUGGAAUUCCACAUGCUAGCUUCAACUGUCCUAUGGUUCAGACUUCAGAUCUUAAUUAUGGCCUUAAUAAAGUAGCAUAUAUGUCUGAUAAGCUUGGUGUUCACGAAAUUUCUAAUCAGUCCCAAUCUGAGUACGCCGUGUCGCUCCACCUUUACUUUCCUCCCAAUGCAGCGCUAAGAGGCUGUAAGGUUUACAAUAUCAAAACUGGAGAGUACAGUCAUACAAUGCCAACAACUUACGACUCGAUAGUGGAACCAAAUUCUAUCUUUUGA